Caenorhabditis bovis is the source of this 657-nucleotide messenger RNA. NCBI's taxonomy places the organism in Eukaryota, Metazoa, Nematoda, Chromadorea, Rhabditida, Rhabditidae. The record is from the annotation of a GenBank genome assembly.
AUGGACAACCGUGAACAUCGUGAAUAUUCGGUACCGAACGGAUUGCGUCCGCUUCUAGAAGCAUUGGCCCGCGAGACAUUGCGUGCGCAGCCAACUGACGUCAUCAGAUUCGGAUAUUUUUUUUUCGAUGAAGUCCAGAAACAUAAACAUAAUAACCCAAACGUCGAUAUCAUUACCGAUCCGGUUGCAUACGAAAUGUUCCGUACUGAUCUUCAUAGACGGUUCGCUGAGGACAAGCAGGAACGCUCGCGUCCGGCUAGUCCACUGGAUCAAGCUGCUACUAAAAUUCAAGCGGUUUUCAAAGGACAUUUGGUAAGAGCUCAUCCGGAGAAGUUUGGAGUUCAAAGAACUUUGUCGUCGGAAAAAAUGGCUUUUGACAACAAAAAGGAUCAAAAAAGACACUCUGUUGGCGGUUACACUUUAGAAUCGGAUUCGCCUGAAGAUCGCGCCGCUGUCAAAAUUCAAUCGGAAAUCCGUGGAUUCUUGGCUCGCAAGCAUGUCGAGAAGAUGAAGAACGAGGAUAAUAAUGCUGCCGUUAAGAUUCAGGCUCAUAUUCGCGGAUUUUUGACUCGUAAACAUCUCGAUCAACAAGGACUCAUGUCACCAUCUCGUAGCCAUUCCUCAAUUCACUCGAACCAGUCCGAAGAAAAUCAUUAA